Syngnathoides biaculeatus (alligator pipefish) is the source of this 6943-nucleotide messenger RNA. It is a transcript of the gene setd7, whose product is annotated as SET domain containing 7, histone lysine methyltransferase. Gene Ontology annotation, biological process: regulation of DNA-templated transcription. Gene Ontology annotation, cellular component: chromosome. The record is from RefSeq and is a predicted model, not a curated record. Gene Ontology annotation, molecular function: protein binding; histone H3K4 monomethyltransferase activity. The transcript is spliced from 8 exons. The coding region runs from base 5071 to 6321 and encodes 416 amino acids. NCBI's taxonomy places the organism in Eukaryota, Metazoa, Chordata, Actinopteri, Syngnathiformes, Syngnathidae.
GAUGUCCCAUUGGUGUGUCAGAAGAAUUUAAGGUGGAGGUUGGAGUGCAUCAGGGUUCUGCGCUGAGCCCCUUCCUGUUUGAGGUAGGAAUGGAAAGGCUGACAGACGAGGUUUGGCUGGAUUCCCCUCGGACCAUGUACGCAGAUGAUAUUGGGAUCUGCAGUGAAAGCAGGGAACAGGCGAAGGAACAGUUAGAAAGAUGGAGGUACGCACCGGAAGGGAAAGGAAUGAAGAUUAGCCGAAGUAAAACAGAAUAUAUGUGCGUGAAUGAGAGGGGCGGAGGAGGAAGAGUGAAGCUCCAGGGAGAAGAGAUAACGAAGGUGGACGACUUCAAAUACUUGGAGUCAACAAUACAGAGCAAUGGUGAGUGUGGUAAGGAAGUGAAGAAACGGGCCAAGCGGGGUGGAACAGUUGGCGGAAGGUGUCUGGUGUUCUAUGUGACGGAAGAGUAUCCGCCAGGAUGAAGGGCAAAGUUUAUAUAACAGUAGUCAUUAUGUACGUAUUAGAGAUUGUGGCUCUGAAGAAACAACAGGAAGCAGAACUUGAGGUAACAGAAAUGAAGAUGCUGAGGUUGUCGGUUGGCGUGAACAGGUUGGAUAGGACGAGAAAUGAGCUCAUUAGAGGGACACCAAAGUUGGAUGUUUUGGAGACAAGGUUAGAGAGAGCAGACUUCGAUGGUUUGGACAUGUUCAUAGGCAAGAGAGUUAGUAUGUUGGUAGAAUGCGCUGAGGAUGGAGCUGCCAGGCAAAAGAGUGAGAGGAAGACCAAAGAAAAGGUUGAUGGAUGUUGUGAGGGAGGACAUGAGGACAGUGGGUGUUAGAGAGGAGGAUGCAGGAGAUAGGCUUCGAUGGAAAAAGAUGACACGCUGUGGCGACCCCUCACGGGACAAGCUGAAAAAAAAGAAGAAAGAAGAAGCCUCUGAGUGAUAUUAAAAUUGAUUUGAUGAUUUAAAACCUUUGUAUAUGAUAGGUAUGAAAACAAAAUGUUCAGUUAUACUACUUUUUCAACGGCACUGUAACAGGAGGGGUCCACGAACUCACCCUUGAGGGACCCCAUAGAUCAUUGUCAUUCGUUAAGAUUGAGCACUUCCAUUAGUUAUAAAGUACCUCCUUUCCUCCAGGUAGGAUCUCAACGAUUUCAGGACCGUUCAAUUUACUCCUACCCAUGUUUCCAACCUGUUGAGCAGAACAUUAGGAGCUACUGUAUCAGAAGCCGCACUGAGAUCCAAAAAGACCAAAAUUUACACUUUUCCUGGGUCAGUAUUCAACCUUAUACCCUUAGCACUUUGACAAGAGCCGAUUUUGUACUGUGAUGAGUUCGGAAACCUCAUUAAAAUUUGUCAAAAAGUUCAUUUAAAUUCAAGAAAUUGCUGAGUUGAUUAAUACAACUUUCUCAACAAUCUUGACGAUCAAUGGAAGAUUUGAGAGGAGUCUAUAGCUUAUUAACAUGGAAUCAUCCAGUGUUCUGUUUUUUAGAAAAAGCUUAACAGCAGCUACUUGGAGAGGUUUGGCAAAGUCGCCAGACUGAAGUGAGCCAUUUAUUAUUUGCUGCAAAUCAGCUAGUACUGAUUUCACAAUAGUUUUGCAAAAGUCAGACGGUAAUGAGUCAAGACACCUCGUUCAUGGUUUCAGCUGCUGAACAAUUUUCUCGAAAGUUUUUUUCAUCAAAUUCUGACAUGCGAGAAUGUUUUUUCCCUGGGUGACUUCAGAUGUAGUAUAAUUUUAUCAUUUUUCUGAUUUGUGCUGAUAUUUAACAUGAAGCAUUGUGUUUUUCAUAAAAAUAACAGCCAAAGUCAUUGCAUUUAUCAGUUGUUAUGAGUGUGUGUGUGGGGGGGGGCAGCAAACAGGGUGCAAGUAUUGUUGAAGUUCUUAUGAUUUCAGAAAAGUGUUGCUGUAUCGCCCCAACUAAGUCUUUGUUAAAAUGAAAAGACACCGUCUGUAGAGGUUAUAGUAGUACAGCAUGUCCCCAAAAAAUGUAUACAUACAGUGAAGAAAAUUAGUAUUUGAACACUCUGCUAUAAUGCAAGUUCUCCCACUCAGAAAUCAUGGAGGGGUCUGGAAUUUUCACCGUAGUUGCAUGUCCAUUGUGAGGGAGACAAUCGAAAAAUAAUCCAGAUAUCACAAUGUAUGAUUUUUUAACCAUUUAUUUGUGUGAUACAGCUGCAAAUGAGUUUUUGAACAUCUGUCUAUCAGCUAGAAUUCUGACCCACAGAGACCUCUUAGUCCGCCUUUAAAAGUCCACCUCCACUUCAUGUAUUAUCCUGAAUCAGAUGCACCUGUGUGAGGUCGUUGGCUGCAGAAAGAAACAUGUCCACCCCAUACAAUCAGUAAGACCCAAACUUGUAACAUGGCCAAGACUACAGAGCUCUCCAAAGACACCAAAGACAAAAUUUUACAACUCCACACGGCUGGAAAGGGCUACGGAGAAAUUGCUAUUCAGAUUGGUUAAAAAGGAUCCACUGUUGGAGCAAUCAUUACAAAAUGGAAGAAGCUAAACAUGACGGUCAAUCUCAAUCAGAGUGGAGCCCCAUGCAAGAUAUCACCUCGUGUGGUCUCAAUGAUCCUUACAAAGGUGAGGAAUCAGCCCAGGACUACAAGACAGGACUUGGUCAAUGACCUGAAAAGAGCUGGGACCACCAUUUCCAAGGUAACUGUUGGUAAUACACUAAGACGUCAUGGUUUGAAAUCAUGCGUGGCACUGAAGGUCCCCCUGCUUAAACCAGCACAUGUCAAGGCCCCUCUCAAGUUUUCCAAUGACCAUUUGGAUAAUACAGAGGAGUCAUGGAAGAAAGCCUUGUGGUAAGGUGAGACGAAAAUUUAACUUUUUGGUCAUAAUUUCACUAACCGUCUUUGGAGGAAGACAAAUGAUGAGUUCCAUCCCAAGAACACCAUCCCGACUGUGAAGCAUGGGGCUGUUAGAAUCAUGCUUUGGGGGUAUUUUUCUGCACAUGGGACACGACGACUGCACUAUAUUAAGGAAGGAUGACUGCGGCCAUGUAUUGUGAGAUUUUGGGGAACAACCUCUUUCCCUCAGUCAGAGCAUAGAAGAUGGGUCGUGGCUGGGUCUUUCAACAUGACAAUGACCCGAAGCACACAGCCAGGAAAACCAAGGGGUGGCUCCGUAAGAAGCAUAUCAAGGUUCUGGCAUGGCCUAGCCAGUCUCCAGACCUAAACCCAAAAGAAAAUCUUUGGAGGAAGCUGAAACUCCAUGUUUCUCAGCGACAGCCCACAAAAUUGUCUGAUCUCGAGAAGAUCUGUUUGGAGCUGUGGGCCAAAAUCCCCCCUGCAGUGUGUGCAAACCUGGUGAGCAAAUGAAGGAAACGUUUCUUCUUUUUGUUCUUUUUCUUUUAGCUUGUCCCGUUAGGGGUCGCCACAGCGUGUCAUCUUUUUCCGUCUAAGCCUUUCUCGUGCAUCCUCCUCUCUAACACCCACUGUCCUCAUGACCUCCCUCAAAAUAUCCAUCAACCUUUUCUUUGGUCUUCCUCUCGCUCUUUUGCCUGGCAGUUUCAUCCUCACCCCCCUCCUACCAACAUUCUCACUCUCUCACCUCUGAACAUGUCCAAACCAUCGAAAUCUACUCUCUCUUGUCUUGUCUCUAAAACAUCCAACUUUGGCUGUCCCUCUAAUGAGCUAAUUUCUAAUCCUAUCCAACCUGUUUACACCAAGUGAGAACCUCAGCAUCUUCAUUUCUGCUACCUUAAACUCUGCUUCCUGUUGUUUCUUCAGGGCCACCCUCUCCAAUCCGUACAUCAUGGCCGCCCUCACCACUGUUUUAUAAACUUUGCCCUUCAUCCUGGCGGAUACUCUUCUGUCACAUAGAACACCAGACACCUUCCGCCAACUGCAAAACGUUUGACCUCUGUAAUAGCAAACAAAGGCUACUGUACCAAAUAUUAACAUUUGGUUUUCUCAGGUGUUCAAAUACUUAUUUGCAGCUGUAUCACACAAAUAAAUUGUUAAAAAAAAAUCAUACAUUGUGAUUUCUGCAUUUUUCUUUUUAGACUCUCUCUCUCACAGUGGACACGCACCUAGAAUGAAAAUUUCAGACCCCUCCAUUAUUUUUAAAUGGGAGAAUAUAGCAGGGUGUUCAAAUAUUUAUUUUCUUCACUGCACUUGAUAAAAUAUUUGUAAAUUCUUUUACAUGUUAAAAAUUAUUCAAAUUAUAAUAAGCAUCAGGUUUGAAAUUAUUUAAAGUGUGUAUACAUUUUUUGAGACACUGUACAUCCAUCCAUCCAUCCAUUUUUUUAUUGCUUAUGCUCACGAGGAAUGCGGGAGUGCUGGAGCCUAUCCCAUCUGUCAAAGCGUAGGAGGCGGGGUACACCCUGAACUGGUUACCAGCCAAUCACAGGGCACAUUGAGACAUACAGCUGCACUGUGAGCACCUCAGAACUGUGAGGCUUACUCAGAGUCCUCAACUUCGACUCGGCCAUGGGUACAGUUCAUCACUCCCUCUUAUUUGGUUUUCAUUUGUCAUUAAACAAUACCAACUAAAUAACUAGAUUCAGUUCAUAAAGAGCAAUGUGGGAUGUUGACACACUCUUUCCUCCUACCUAAUCUAAAUGAAGAAGACUUUACAUCUUGCACAUCUCUGACUCUUAUCAGGAAUAGUUCCUAUAAACAGAAAUGUAUCUUGUUCUUUGAUCUUUUUUCUUUGUUGGGAAUGUCGUACCAGGGCAGCACCGAUUGCCGGUACAGUCUUGGCUACUCCUUACACUGCUUUAUUCUAAGUCAAAUGUAUCUUGGUUUUGCUGCUGUUUUAUCUUGCAUCAAAUAUUGUCACGAAUAUGGAACGAAGGGGUUGGACCCAAAUGCAGAACUCUAUGUCGAAGGUGGUUUUAUUCCAGGCUGAGGUGAUACACAGGUAAACAGCUGCCCCCCCCCCCCCAAAAAAAAAAAAGACAAAGGCACAAAAACACGUGUCAAAUUACACUGGAGGGGAGGUUUUAGUGAAAAAUCCAAGGUGUUGUUGAAAGAUUGAAUAGUUUCUUCAACUGUGGAUCAGUCGAAUGCAACAAGUGAGCACUUUUGAUAAAAGUAGCGGCAGUCAUUGUAAUCCCAAAUCAAUGCGCGCAUGUCCAAAGUGGCCACAUGCAGUCAUUCAGGGUUGGCAGCUGCACAGCUGUCACAUGUCCGGGUGGCGCCCCAAGACACGCAACGCGUGGCGGAUCGAGGGGAAAGUCGACUUUUUGGUCACACGACUUUGCAGCAGGAUGGACAGCGAAGAGGAAACCGUGAAAAGGUCCUGGAAGGUCCACUGGAUGAAGAUGAACAACCUCAUGGACAGUGCACACUGACCUACUCAUCCAGCGAUCGUUUUGAAGGACACUUCACUCACGGAGAGAAAAAUGGAAAGGGAACAUUUUUUUUCUUCGAUAGAAGCACCUUGGAUGGCUUCUACGUGGAUGAUGUUCUUCAGGGUCAUGGGGUGUAUUCGUACGAAGACGGAGGGGUCAUGCGUGGCACAUACGUGGAUGGUGAACUCAACGGGCCAGCUCAGGAGUGGGAUAGAGAGGGUCGCCUGGUGUUCAAGGGCCAGUACAAAGACAACACCCGUUUCGGCAAAUGCUGGGCAUACUACCUUGAUGGAGGCUGCGUGUUUGGUGAGGUGAAUGAAGAGGGAGAGAUGACUGGUGAUUCGAUAGCGUACGUCUACCCUGAUGGACGCACAGCUCUUCAUGGGAGUUUUGUGGAGGGAGAACUAAUCCAAGCUCGUCUCACCACCCUGAUGGUUACUGAGAAUGGAAGACCGUAUUUUGAGUUCACGCCUAGUGGCCCUAUUUAUACAUAUGACAAGUCCACAUCCACUUCUAUUGCUACUCAUGCUCUGCUGCCAGACCCUUAUGAGAGCCAGAGGGUGUUUGUAGCCGACUCCUUAAUUCAAGGCGCUGGACAAGGUCUGUUUGCCAAGAUAGAUGCUGAAAGCGACACUGUGGUGGCCUUUUACAAUGGAAUACGAGUCACACACACUGAGGUGGAUAACAGGGACUGGGCCUUGAACGGAAAUAUACUCUCACUGGACGAAGACACUGUGAUCGACGUACCUCAGCCAUUUGACUUGACAGAGCAAUACUGUGCUUCUCUCGGUCACAAGGCAAACCACUCCUUUACCCCAAACUGCAAAUACGAUGUGUUCGUUCACCCCCGUUUUGGGUCGAUAAAAUGCAUCCGAACCAUAAGGGCCAUGCAGAAGGAUGACGAGCUGACUGUUGCCUACGGCUACAAUGACGAGGCAAAUGGGAAGAAUGGCCCCGAGGCCCCUGACUGGUACAAGCGGGAGUUAGACGUGUUCCGACAUAGACAGGCGCUUCCCAAAGCCAAUUAAGGCUACAGAUCUUGGUUUUGGACAAUACAAACACACUGCUGCUUGGGAUUCACUUUGUACAAUAUUCACUGCAGGUGUAAAUUGUACCACAAAUACAGUAUAAAAGGUUACUUUGCUGAACAUGCUAGGCUAACUAAUGUUUGGAGUCAGCAGCCUUUUGAGAUUGUGGCAAGAACUAUGCAAGAUUAAAAACAAACAAACUGUGAAAUCACAACUAUUUCAAUCUUCUCUGAUGUUUGUUGAAUUUAAUUUCAGGAUAGGGUAUGAAACAUUCCACCAUUUAAUUUUAAGUAGAAUGUUUGUGGAAUAUAGAUAAAGUGUCAAUUUAUUCCCUUAUAUUGCAAUAGACAAAAUAAAAUACCUGUAAUAUAUUUAUUUUUCAAAACAUUGUUUUGUAGAGACAAAUUCUUACAGUUACAGUAUUGUUCAAAAUAAUAGCAGUCCAUUGUAACGACUCAGAUUAAUCCACGUUUUCAUAUUUUUUAUUGCUACAUUUCAAACAAGUUACCAGUAGGUACAGUAGAUUCUCAGACAACCAACAAGACCCAGCAUUCAUGAUAAUGGCACUUUUAAGGCUGUGCAGUUGGGCAAUUUGUUGAAAGGGGUGUGUUUUAAAAAUAAA